AUGGCAAAAGUGACUAUUGGGGCUGCUACUGAGGUAGUUAGUGCUGGUGAGGGAACCUUGACUGGACCUGCAGAGAGGGGCAAGGAGGUGGGCACUGAGGCAGCCAGUGCCAAGGUAAUUGAAACCGAGAUAGCUUCGAUCGGUGCUACCUCUCCACUGCUACACAAUCGAUCGGUGCUGCUCUCCACUGUUACACGAUCGGUGCUGUUCUCCACUGCUACACUCCAAAGCUUCGAGUUUUUCGCUGCUUCUACACUAUCGUUGCUGCUGGCCAGAGAUAUCGUUGGGUUUGGAGGGCUGGUCUGGACUGUGGAGGUAUUCUAUAGAAAAUACAAGAAAAAUUGGGCAGAGGAUUAUUGA
Messenger RNA from Ilex paraguariensis (yerba mate), 360 nucleotides. The record is from the annotation of a GenBank genome assembly. NCBI's taxonomy places the organism in Eukaryota, Viridiplantae, Streptophyta, Magnoliopsida, Aquifoliales, Aquifoliaceae.